UCAUGAACAAGACCUUUCAAGGAGACAUGAGAGGGAUCUGGGGGAGAUGAGUAUAGUUCAUCACAGAGAAACACAGAUUAUCCUGGCUGACUUCAACAAGGCCCAGGAGGUCCUCAAAGACAAGAUCACUGCGCUGCAAAUCCUGUUGGAGGGGACAGAGGACAAGUUGAGGCACAGAGAAAGCCGACCAGAAGACCUGCAUGUUAUCGCAGAUCUCAGAGAGAUGGUCACAGAGAGAGAAGGUCUGGUGAAGAAGCUGGUGUCUUAUGGUCUUUCUCAGGACGACAAGAAGUUCUACCAGCUGGAGUUGGUCAGCAGGGAGACGGGCUUCAACAAGGUGUUCAACUCCAGUGCCAACGUAGGUGUAAUCAACCCUCUCAUCAAGCCUUCCUGAACCCAACGCCACAACCCCGCCCGACCCAUCGGGGGUGGAGGCGGGAAAAAGCCUUGAGUGCGUAGUAAAAGAUGAGGACCUGUACUCGCAGUACUUCACUUUCUGACUGUCAAAAACAAAUCUGUCAAAAAGAAUGAAGGUAAUGGGACAGAGAGCUAAAGUUGGACAGCAAACUGUAGGUUUUGAAAGUCAUUUGGACGACAUUAAUACAUCAAACGUCCAUCAUGUGCAGGACUGAGUGUGUGAUUCAAACCUUAGGGCUUCCAUACAUGGUGAGUGCCCGAACAUGAAAGUGUGCAUGGUAGCAUUCAUUAACACUUUUAUACCGUCUGCAACAUGUGACAUUUGUGAGAGCCUAACCCUAAGACCCUUCAAAGUAUCCCACAUACAUUUUAAUGUACAUUUAAAUCAUGACUUGGUUAUUUCAUGUUAUAUAUGGAUAAGUGGAAGGGAAAUAAAUGCUCAUAACUGAUAGAAACAACUGCCUUUAAACAUUCUCCAUGAAAUAAUGAUCCCUUAUGAUAUUUGAAACUGGGUUCUUAAGCUCAUACCAAAAGGUCACAAACUGUCGCAGUGAGUAUAAAGUGGGACACUAGUAACUGUAGAUUAAGAGGAAAUGUUUUCACCGUCAUAUAAGAUUUUUUUUGUACAUCAACAUGUGUCUUACACGCUGUGAUCUGACAGGAGAACGUCUUUUGCCUUGAUACUCGCCUUUAGUCAUUCAUGCUGUCACCCCAUGUGAAAAUGCACACAUUCAAACAUGUGUUUGUGAAAAAGGGACAAACCCUGCUGUUGAUUCGGGUGUUUUUUUUACCUAAAUAAUCUACAGUACUCCACAAUGACGACACCAGCAAAAUGAAAAGCCUAACUUUAGCUUCCUGUCCCAGUACUUCGACUGUGUACAUACAGUUUAUGUUUGAAAGUCAUUUUCAAAUAGGGGGGCUUGAUUACCACACCUGAACAUGGAGAGGAAGGGAAUCAAGCACCCCUCAUAUUUUUGUUAUAGCAAUAUUUAUAACAUGCUACUGUUUUUCUACGGUCUGUAUGUGGUGGACCAGAGAUGUGCAGAAAGAGAGUUCUGUCAGCGACAUGUUGAACGUUUUUUAAUGCCAAGGAGUGUUUAAUCAGACACUUUAUUUUCAUUACAAGCUAUGUGUUCAUGUCGCUGCCUGAAGCCUCCUGCUGCGCCUCUCUGCAGGACACAGACCUUAGAGCAUGUGGAAACAGAAACACUAUCAUGAUGCUGCUGUCACUCACUUGAAAUCCUCACACGUUCAGUUUUUUGGUGUACCGUCUGUUUUCUAACUUGAAAGUUUACAUUGUUCUUGUGUCAUUUUUUCAUGACUUGAAGUCCAUUGGGUAUCCUGUACAGUUUCCAGACUGCAUGGUCACCUUCAGCCAGAGGAAGGCUGUUUCUUACUUACUGAGAAUCGGACAGAAAAACGUGAGGUUUGAGAGUUUACUUCCUGUUUCAACGACAACACAAACCGUUUCAUCACAGCUCGUCUUCCAUAGCUGAAUCCCCCCCCUCUCGUCGAUAAUACACGAUCGUCGGCACUCUGGUAAAAUAAUUUUUUCAAAAAGGUUGCCGGCCCCUGCACUAAAGGCCUCAAUGGUUACAGGAAGUGUUUUCAUUGUUUAUCUUCACAAGUUGUAAUAAUACAAUCCUCAUACAUCUACUAAAUACUAAAUAUAUAUACAUGUUUUUGACGGUUCAUUACAUUGUCAUAAAGAGUAUUUCAUUUUCAUCUGCUCAUUUUACUGCAUGUACAAUGACAUUAACACAGCUUCUCUAAAUUAACAGUUUUGUAAAAAAAAAAGAAACACUUCCUGAAACCAAGUUGAGAGAGAUCCUGUGUGUUUACGUGUCAUAUGGGAAAGUGAUCCUGAUGUCCACAGCUGAUAUUACAUUGUUUAGUUGUAAAUAUUGACCUGUCAUAAAUACGGAGGAUGAUAUGGGAUCCAUGCGCACUGUGAAGAAUAUAUUUAUUCAAAUGAAUAUGUUGAUAUAUUGACAUUUACGCUCAAACAUCUGCAUCAGACAAUGCACAAGUGUUUAGUUUCUUAUAAGCGAUUUUUAAUUAAUGCAUUUUCUCACUAUUUUAUUUCCAUUUGAAGAAGCACACCCUGGAGGCUGCCCUGUUUCAAAGUGAUAGAGUGAAACCACAAGGUCCAUACAGUGAACUUUUGAUUAUAUCACAUGAUCUUCGUCAGCUGAUAGUUUGCUCUGUUGUCCUUUUACUACAGAUACUUAAAUAUCCGCUUUUUUCCCCUUGCACUUUGAUUUGUUACUGCACUUUCUCGUCCAUGUCGCCUCAAAAGUUGAGGUUCAAAGCUUAUCCACAUAUCACAUAAUCUUCAAUAUUGUUUAUUGUUUUUUAUGAACAAAGAAACGUGUAAAAAUAAAAUAUCAAAUAUUUGAAAUAUUUAUUUAUCUGUUUGUUUUUUUGUUUUACUUUCUGUAUUGUUUGGAGAGUAAUGUAUGUCCUUUCCUCUGAGCCAUUUGAUCGAUUUCUCUCUGAGCUAAAGAAGUUUCUCACCAUCACAUGACCCUGUCCAUUGUUACCCUGAGAUUUAUGUGUUUUUGUAUUAAAUGUUGUAACCUUUCAAACUGAA
This is a messenger RNA of Notothenia coriiceps (black rockcod), 3010 nucleotides long. Its product is annotated as protein FAM184A-like. The transcript is spliced from 4 exons. NCBI's taxonomy places the organism in Eukaryota, Metazoa, Chordata, Actinopteri, Perciformes, Nototheniidae. Bases 47 to 394 code for a protein of 115 amino acids. The record is from RefSeq and is a predicted model, not a curated record.